UCUCCUCUCUUGUUCCAGUGUCUGCAUUCCCCUUAUUGGAGGAGACUGAAGCCAGCCCAGCAGAGACCGCUCUCUGCCUCUCCACGACGACACGCUACGAGUUCACCAAACGCACGGAUUCACUCCUGCGUGACGUGCACAGCGGGAUGGCCCCGAGAGCGGAGCUGCCCUCGUGCACGUUGCUGGGUCGACCACAAAGCCCGGGUCGGGGGUUAGAGGUCAAAAGGAGGGCACAGAGCAGCAACUACGUCCGCUCCAAAAUCAAGGUGACUACAGGUGAGCUACCAAGUGAGAUUCCAAUACGCCCCCAGCCUUCUGUCCCCGAAAUCACCACCACACCUGUUGCCUUGACGACGUCCGCUACUGCCCCGGUCUCCACAGUAACGAAGUCAGGGACAGGUGCUCAGGCGUCGUUCGUGUGCCAGAUGUGUCAGAAGGUGUUCCAGUACCAGAGGAUGUUGAACCGGCACCUGAAGUGUCACAGUGAUACUAAGAGACACCUGUGUAACCACUGUGGUAAAGGAUUCAACGACACCUUUGACCUGAAGAGACACGUCAGAACACACACAGGAGUGCGUCCCUACAAGUGUUCUCUGUGUGACAAGGCCUUCACCCAGCGCUGCUCUCUGGAGUCUCACAUGAAGAAGAUCCACGGUGUGUCCCUGCAGUACGCCUAUAAAGAGAGACGCAACAAACUCUACGUCUGUGAGUGUGGCCACACCGCCCCUUCCCAGGAUACACUGCUCAAACACUACCACGCCCUCCACCCCAACUCCGCCUUCCUGAGGGCCAAGGGUGGGGAGAAGGGAGGGGGUGAGGAGUCGAUGCCUGGGUCGCCGCUUUCGAACAGUCAAUAUAGUGAUGAUACUACAGGAUCAGGGGGCAGCCAUUUACUUCGGUUUGGUGCCUAA
Messenger RNA from Oncorhynchus keta (chum salmon), 911 nucleotides. RefSeq names its product putative transcription factor ovo-like protein 3. Gene Ontology annotation, cellular component: nucleus. Gene Ontology annotation, molecular function: RNA polymerase II cis-regulatory region sequence-specific DNA binding; DNA-binding transcription factor activity, RNA polymerase II-specific. The record is from RefSeq and is a predicted model, not a curated record. Lineage: Eukaryota; Metazoa; Chordata; Actinopteri; Salmoniformes; Salmonidae. Gene Ontology annotation, biological process: epidermal cell differentiation; regulation of transcription by RNA polymerase II.